Molecule: messenger RNA, 4281 nt
Organism: Effrenium voratum
Lineage: Eukaryota; Dinophyceae; Suessiales; Symbiodiniaceae
Source: the annotation of a GenBank genome assembly
UCGCGAGCUCACACUUCCAAAACAAAGGCACCGCAAAAGCGGAGCUCUGCAAUGGCUACCAUGGCGGCUCGCAUCCUGCUGAUGUUGGCCUUGGCCAGGGCAGACAUGUACCUGAACAAUCCCCGGGGCUCCAACAACAAGUUACGGGAGCAGAGCAACAACGUGCAGAAUGCCAACCGGCUUUUCGACUCGCAGAACAACGCCGCCUCUGGCUACCAGAUUGGUGACGACUGCAAGCCGGCAUGCAAGGACGGAAAUAACAACUAUGACGUCACCAAAGAAGGUGCGACCAAAGGAACCAUGAAGUUCUACCAAGGAUCCGAGCUCUACAUUGAGUGGCACCAUCAGCACGGGUGUGGCGUUGGCCAUCCCAACCUGAAGUGCCAGAUCAUCCUGCAGUACAUGAGUGAAUCCGAGAAUGCCAACCUCCGCGAUGGCACAGGCCAGGACACUGCUGGAGGGGACGGUAACGACCCCACGGCGGAGGGCACCGCGGAGCCCGCGCGGGGCUACCACGAGCCCUUGGACUUCUAUCAGGCAUGCGCUCAGCGCGAGCGCAACAAGGGUCUCUACACUGCCGACCGGCAGAUGGAGGAAAAUGGUGGCGCCACCAGCACCAGGCAGAACCCCAACGGCAACGGCCGGCGCAGGGGCAAUCAACGCAACGGCUUGGAGUGUCCGGAGGAGAGGGACUAUUACCCCUACUGGCACCCUUCGCCCUGGCACGAUAUCGCCAUCCUGACCAACGAGCCAGAAGUACGCUGCGAGUACUACAAGCAGGAGUCGCAGAACGUCAAGGCCAAGGGCAUUUGUUCUGAAGCUGCCUACAACAACCCCGACGCCUGCGGCAGCAACGGCGGACAGUGGACGGAGACCAAGUCCUGGUCCGAGCCGCCACCGGACUGCAUUGGCGGACUGCAGAGUCGGGACAACCACAACGGCAACAUCCGCAACGGCCAACCGCAGUACUACCUUUGGAAGAUUCCCCAUCACCUCGAAGGUCGGACGGUGCUGCGGAUCCGCUACAACAUCACCACCGGGGACUUCCGGUACGGCUCGCUGGCGCACCCCGUGGAGGAGGGCGCCGAGCUCACAGGGGAGCUUGCGGACUCCUUUUUCAUGGACAAGCGCUUCAAUGACCCCAAUCCCAACACUCGCCGCCGCAGUAUCUUCAAGGGCCGGCCAGAAGUGCCGGUGCCCUUGGCCCAAGAUCCGGUGGCGGACUGGCUGAACCUGGGGGGCGAGAAGUGGCUUCUGCAGCUCCAAGUGAACACCAACCAGUUCGGCCGCACCUUCGAGGACCGCACCCACUCCUUCAUCGUUAUGGAGCGGCCGCAGAACGCGCAGACGCAGCGCAUCGUCAAUUACAACGUACGCGGACGACGUGGCAACAUUGUGCAGGUGUACCCGUCUGUGGAGUAUGACUUUGUGCCCGCGGAUCUGUCGGUGGAGGUGGGCACAUUGCUGCACUUCCAAUGGGCGGGCUCCGAUGCCAACAACAACGGCAACGCAGGCAACGGCCGUGCGGGCACGGACCGAUCCAACCUGGUUCAGAUGCAGAGCAGAGAUGAGACGAUCCCAAUGCCCAUCGAAAAGCACACCUUGCUCUUCGACGCUACCGUCAACCCUAACGAUGAGGCGGGGCGGGGCUUAGUGGAGAAGUUUGCGUACCUCGACCAGGACAGUAUCGUCACCUGCGACCCCGAAGACAACGACCAGAACUCAGAGACAAACUGCAAGCAGCUGAAUGGCGCCUCCGCCUACUUCAACGGCGGCCUUGUCGAGAUGAAGCAUGUAGGGGAACACUACGUGGUGAGUACCCGGAACAACGACUUCAGCAACCGUUCCCAGAAGGCCACCAUCCGCGUGACCGGGGUAAUCCUAGAGCUCUACGAGAACGUGCUGGUGGCUGCAGGGGCGACUGUGGGGGUGCUGAUUCUGCUGUAUUUGCUGGCGGCGAUUUGGGCCUACAGGUAUCCCGGCAGCUGGCUCUUUUCCAGCCGCUACCGGCCUCGGAUCCUGCGCUGCUGCGUGAAGCAGGAGCGCAUGAUGGAGAAGAUCGAGCAACGGCGCCAGAUCGUAGCCCAGCGCAGGAAGGCCUGGGCCAAAAAGAGUGGUGCCUACACCACGGACGAGGAGGGCGCGUCCGGGGAGGCAGCAGACAUGGCGAUGCCGGACGAGAAGCUGACCUGGGUCCAAAGCUUCAACCGUGGCUGCAAGAGAUGCGGCCUCGGUGAGAACCGGCUGACCACUUUCCUGUACGGCCUGCUGAACCUGGCGGUGUUCCUCAUCGGCGUGCUGUCCAACCUCAGCGGGGGCUUCCAGGGCUCCUGGGCCUAUCCCUUGGCCAAGGGCGGGGGCUACUCCAUGGACCUGAACUUUGCCAUGCUAGUGCUUCCCACCCUCAAGAGUCUGCAGACUGCCACCAGGCGAGCAAGCUCGUCCCGCGAGUGGAUUCCAGUUGACGACCCUAUCAACUUCCACAUCACCAUCGCUGGCUUCACCUUCCUUGGGGCAGCCAUUCACAUUGCCGCGCACGUGGUGCAUGCCCUGAGUAUCCACAAUGCGCCUACCAUCCAGCGAGAUCCAUUGGAUCUCAUGAAGCUCUCGAAGGAUGAGAUGACGAGCGGUAUGUCCUUGUGGCACCAGGUGUUCAAUCUCCAAAAUCGCUGCGCGGUACUCUCUGGCCUGGUGCUCACUUUCAUGAUGGUGGCCAUCCUUCUCACAGCGAUGUCCUGUAGCCGCCGCGGCACCAACUGCCUUACGCGGCGGCUUGGGGGCUUCAACUUGUUCUGGCGAGUGCACAUGUCUUGGAAGUUCAUCUACCUGCUGCUACUGCUUCAUGCCCCAGCGCGGCUGUGGAUUUGGUUUUUCUUCCCAGCCAUCUUUGUCAUGGUGGAUCGCUUGCUCCUGUCCAACCACCAGGAGAUGUACCUCACCCUGAAGCAGGUGAAGCUCCUUCCGAGAGAUGUCAUUGGCCUCAGCUUCGAGGUGCCUCAAGGCUUUGUCUACCAGGCGGGGCAAUACAUUCUGCUGGGCUGGAAGGGCGAGUUCCAUCCCUUCACCCUCACCUCAGCGCCGGAGGAGAGCUGCAUCUCAGUGCACAUCCGCGCGCCCAACAGCUGCGACUGGUGCUCCGCGCUCCGGAAGCGGCUCACGGAGACGGCGCCCGCGCAGGCGGUGGGCGAUGCCCCGAAGGCACCCAAGGCGCCUCAAGUCUUCGAGUACAAAAAGCACACGCUGCAGAAUAGCCAAAUCGUGUACAACGUGCCCAAGGUCACAGUGAUGCCUGGCGGCCGCGCCAAUGUGAGCUCAGCUGUUCCCACUGCUACAGACAAGGUGGCGCUGCCGGGGCAGGUGGCCCCGCCGUCGCUGCCCACCGACAGUUCGGCGCCCUCCAAGCCACCACCCCUGCGGCCCGAAGGCGAUCCCAUGUCCAAGUCGGGGGAGAGCCUCAUGAGUUCGGCUGCAGAACAGUUGCUUCCCCCGGAGGCGGUGGUGCUGCAGGUCACGGGGCCCUUCGGGGCGCCGGCGCAGAAGGUCUGGGGCUUCGACACGCUGAUGGUGGUGGGCGCCGGGAUCGGCGUCACGCCCUUCGCGUCCAUCCUCCGGUCUGUGCAGUUGCGCGCCAAGCAGCGAGAGACCAUCCUGCGGCGCAGCAGAGACGAUCCAUCACUCGAGAAGAUGGUCAAGGACCUCAUCCAGGUCCCAAAGAAGAUCUACUUCUACUGGAUUUGUCGCGGACAGGAGGAGUUCGAUUGGUUCUGUGACCUGCUGUCCGCAGCGGCCGAGGGGCCGGCGGCCAGCAUCGUGGAGAUUACACUCUUUCUGACGGGCGAGCACGAGCUCUCGACAGUGAAGAAGCUCCCCUGCGCCACGGGCCAAUUCUUUGGGCGGCCGAACUGGGGCCGCAUCUUCAAGCAGAACAGGGACAAACACCCAGGCGAGCACAUUGGCGUCUUCUUGUGUGGGUCCCCAAUCAUCGGCGUGGAGCUGUCGAAGCAGAGCCAGAAGAACUCGGAUUUGCUCGGUGCCCCGAAUGCCACCCGCUUCUCCUUCUUCAAGGAGCACUUCUAACGCAUCGAUCGCGGACAACAAUCGUUGCAAAGUCAGGAAUUCCGCUGCGCGCCCGCCGAGGGAGCCAGUUAUUUGCUGCCCGUGAGAGAUUUCGGGCUGCGAAUGGCAUUGACUUUAACUGCACUGCUUUUUUAUGGUGGCCCAGCGCGGCCCAAAUGGCAGUUCCGAUGAUGGGGCAACGUGGGGGCGUCCAUUCUUCUUCCA